This is a messenger RNA of Ceraceosorus guamensis, 609 nucleotides long. RefSeq lists its product as hypothetical. The record is from RefSeq and is a predicted model, not a curated record. The transcript has a single exon. The coding region runs from base 280 to 543 and encodes 87 amino acids. NCBI's taxonomy places the organism in Eukaryota, Fungi, Basidiomycota, Exobasidiomycetes, Ceraceosorales, Ceraceosoraceae.
CGCGAGGCAAGGGCUGAGAUACAAAGACGUGGCAGAAAAUGCUUAUAGUGUGCUCUGUGAGAUGAAGGAGCGCAUCGCCAAAGGAGGGAGUCCAUCGUGAGCUGCCCUUCUUGUACUCGCAGACAGACCAAAGAGUCGCCUCAUUUCCUUUGGCCCUGGGUAAAUUGCUCGUGCGGGUAGUGUGCCCCGUGCAAAAUUACUACGCUCGUUCUCUCACCUUUUUGGCCCCAAAUUCAGACUGAUGAAGGGCUCAUUCCAUUGACUGCUGCGUAUCGGUAUAUGUCACGCGCGCGCCAUGGCGCACGGGGCACUGGACGCCUGCACGCCACCUUGCCACCUUGCCACCGCGGCGCCGCCGCCUUCGCCUUCACCCCCCUCUUUUGCUAUCUUGCAUCAGCGGGCAAGAGGCUGUUUGCUGGCAUCAUCAAGCAUGGUGGCGAGGCCUGCAGCUCACGACUCUCCCCCAGCGUAUACUACGUGCGCCACGAUUGCGUGGUUAAGAUUGAGACCGAGCUCCGGCACCCAGCGACGGGGAUGCCAUAGCUCGCCACGCGCCUCUUGGCUAUGGCCAAGCAUAUCCUCGUAAGUUAUUAUGCCGGAGCCUGUACA